Messenger RNA from Scylla paramamosain (green mud crab), 7739 nucleotides. It is a transcript of the gene SCaMC, whose product is annotated as mitochondrial adenyl nucleotide antiporter SLC25A23-like. The transcript is spliced from 6 exons. NCBI's taxonomy places the organism in Eukaryota, Metazoa, Arthropoda, Malacostraca, Decapoda, Portunidae. The coding region runs from base 379 to 1731 and encodes 450 amino acids. Gene Ontology annotation, biological process: ATP transport; ADP transport; transmembrane transport. Gene Ontology annotation, molecular function: calcium ion binding; ATP transmembrane transporter activity. The record is from RefSeq and is a predicted model, not a curated record.
AAACGUGUAUUAUUUCUUUUAAUAUCUACUUAUAAUGAUCAACAUUACAAGAUGACUCGUAACAUUAUCAUUGGUUGAUUCGUUGAUAUAAAUAGUCCUCCGCUAUCUUCGUAUCUCCGACUGCCCCUCACUAAAAGUACAAGCUGGGAGAUGUUUUCUCAUUGGUGCACAGCUGCAGUGAGGGGAUGAGGGGGCGAGUCCUGUGCUGAGGGUAUGCAAAAUAUUCCCGAUAGCCGGGUGUGGACUGUCUGGCAUAUUGAGUAAUGUUGGGACGGCGCCUGGCCUCACUUGUCGCUUCCUGCUGCUCCUGGCAGUGAGGUCCCAGCUCUUGUGGUGGUAGUGCGCGGUGCCAGCGAGUGUGCCUACGCCAAGUGAAGCAUGAAGACAGAGGACACUGUCGCCCGGAGGACACACCACCAGGACAUGGGUUUCGUUGAUCCCUUGCGGACUGGCCAGAGUUCGCUCACCACACACCAUGAUCACUUUCAGGAGGGAACCGCGGCUCCUCAACAUAAUGUUGCUGCAAGGGCACUUUCAGGCCUCGGUGGGCGUAGUGGCGCCGCGGCGGGAGUGUUAGUAAUGGUGUAUGGAUCGGCAGAAACUUGUGCAAGGACUCAAUGUGGAUUAACUUUCAUGCCAUUCAUGUCUCUCAAGGCCCGCCAGCGCCGGCAGUCCCAGAGCAGAAUGGACAAAGAUGGAACUCUGGACAUCAGCUUUGAUGAAUGGAGAGACUAUCUUCUAUUCCAUCCAUCUGCCAAUCUUCAUGACAUCAUCCAGUAUUGGAGACAUGCUACAAACCUUGACAUUGGAGAGGACCUGUCAGUCCCAGAUGACUUCUCUCUGGAGGAAUGGUUGUCUGGGAAGUGGUGGAGACAUCUGGUAGCUGGUGGAGUAGCUGGAAUGGUCUCAAGAACUUGCACUGCACCUCUUGACCGGCUCAAAGUCUAUCUUCAGGUCCAUGGCAGCAAGCACUCCAGCCUGGUUUCCUGCUUCAAGUAUUUCCUGAAGGAGGGAGGCGUCAGGUCCCUGUGGCGAGGCAAUGGUAUCAACGUCCUCAAGAUUGCACCAGAGUCUGCCAUCAAGUUUGCAGCCUAUGAGCAGGCCAAGCGCAUGGUCCUGCAGUUUGGGGGAAGCAAGGAGCGGGAGCUGACCAUCUUUGAGCGUUUUGUAGCAGGGUCCUUUGCUGGUGGGAUUUCUCAGUCUACAAUAUAUCCUCUUGAAGUUCUCAAAACAAGAUUAACCUUAAGAAAAACAGGCCAGUAUAAAAAUGCAGUUGAUGCUGCAAAAAAAAUCUACAAGAAUGAAGGUUUGAGAUCAUUCUACAGAGGGUACAUACCAAACCUCCUCGGAAUCAUACCAUAUGCUGGUAUUGAUCUGGCAAUAUAUGAGACUCUAAAGAAGACAUACAUUGAGCACCAUGCUGGUGAUGUCAACCCUUCAGUGUUUGUCAUCACAGCCUGUGGAGCAAUGUCAUCAUCAUGUGGCCAGAUUGCAUCAUACCCCCUUGCCCUUGUACGAACGAGACUACAAGCUCAGGUGAUAGCUCCGGGCGUGGUGCACCCUGUUCCAGUCACUAUGGUGGGACUGUUCAAGCACAUCUUUGCCACUGAGGGUAUAAUUGGUCUGUACCGAGGCAUUACUCCAAACUUCAUGAAGGUGGCACCGGCUGUCAGCAUUUCAUAUGUGGUCUAUGAAAAGUGUCGGCAAGCACUAGGGGUUUCCAUGACAUGAGGUAAAUCAGCUGUUAUGCAUUAUUGCCAUAUUAAUGCUACCUAUGUAAUUUAUGUUUCCCUUUCAUUUGUAGAUAUGUUUAUGAAUUGGUAAUGUGUUGAAUUUUGCCUUUGUAAAGUGGGGGAGUAUGAAAAAUGGUGAGUGCUGCCAGUCACCCUACGUGUGUACAUACAGUGUAGCUUGUAUUGAAAUUGUAUUCCUGAUUGAUACUUUCCAUUAUAGUAGACUUCCUUUAGUACUGAAAUUUCAAAGUUUCUAUUAAAACUAAGGCUUUUGAUAAGAUUAUGCAAUAUUUUAAGUGUAAAACAAUCCUUCAUCAUAAUGCACUAUUAUACUAACAUAAUUAUUAUGGUGCAAUAUAAUAGUUUUUACUGAAUUUUCUCCUGGAUGAAUGAUUGAUGUGCAAGUGAUGCCAUGUAUUAAAUGUGUGCUUAGUGUGUGAGGUGCAUGUAGCUGAUGGCAGGUGAAUGAAUGCUUCUCUUUGCCAUGUGAUAAUUGACUUUACUCAACUCUUUACCUUUGUGUCAUUUAAUGUAACAAGAUAGUUGUGUCAGUGUAAGGUGGAGUUGUGCCCCUCACUGGACAGAGAACCAUAUAACAAUUACUCUUCCUUGUUACAUACUAUUCCCUCUAUCCAUAGCCUUGAAUGGGCUGUGUAAGUUUUCAUGUUAUCAGCUUUGUACAUUUAAUUACAUUUCAUUUCAUUUUUGCAGACUCAUACAUACUAAUACAUGCAAGCCUAGAAAUUUUAUACUAUCGCUUGUAUUCAAUGAUCAUAUAGGUAGAUGAUGAUACACAGCUUGUACCUCUGUUGCUGUGAAAUGGUUGUUGUAGUUGGCUCACUCUUCUUGCUAGCAUGCCACAGCACUUCAGUAGAGGGCCUUUUGAGCUCCAGUUAUUGUUUUCCUUCUCAGUAUCAACACGUGUCAGUGACUGAUAACAGUUAUGUUUUCACUUGUGAAUUUUUAGUUUUCUCUUAAUUUCAGGCUCAAAAUAUCACAAUUUUAUAUUUCUCAGCAAUAUUACUCACCCUCCUUAGUGUACGGUCACAUCAUGCAUUUAAUGUUCUGACUGAAAUGGAAGUAGUUGGCUUCUUCAUAGUAAGGAAGGAGCCAAUUGUGGCAAGUUUUGUAAGAUUGUGACAACUAGGAAUUACUUUUCAGGUGAUUCAAUGCCAUAGUAAUUGUGUGUGUGUGUGUGUGUGUGUGUGUGUGUGUGUGUGUGUGUGUGUGUGUGUGUGUGUGUGUGUGUGUGUGUGUGUGUGUGUGUGUGUGUGUGUGCAUCAGAAAGAGAGAGAGAGAGAGAGAGAGAGAGAGAGAGAGAGAGAGAGAGAGAGAGAGAGAGAGAGAGAGAGAGAGAGAGAGAGAGAGAGAGAGAGAGAGAGAGAGAGAGAGAGGAGGAUAGGCAUCACUGUUAUUCUUGCCUAGAUUUGUCUUGUUGGCUGCAGUAUUGCAUCACAAUAGUCCUGCAUCCAUUCAGGCAUUCCAGUGAAGAUUAUGAAGUUUUUGGGUCUCAAGAGUCGGUCUUUCUUUAGGUACCUCCUACUUUUCUAGCCGGACUGGAAGAGAUUUUAAAUAGUAAGUUUCAAGUAGGAGAUUGCUAGCUUUCAUUUUCUAUAAUAUAAUUUUUAUAUUCUGAGUACUGUCAUAACAGGUGUUUGAAUGGACAAACAGUUUAUCUAUAUGUUGUAUGAAACAUUGCUUUUUUAUGUAGCUUACACAUUUCUUUGGAAGGAUGCCUUUGUAAAAUAAUCAUAGUCAUUUAUUGUCAUACAUAUUCUGUUGUCCCAUGAAGCAUUGAGUGUAACACAUGGACAGGUGCCAAGUCAGAAUAUAGGAAAUAUUUCAACUUUUGAACCAAUAAAGAUGUUUGAUUCACACUGGAAUUGCAAAGCUUUUGUAGUUACUUGCUUUAUCCUUAAAAGAAAAAUGGUUUUCAUUCAACACUGUAUAAGUGGUAGAGGUAGAGAGACUUAAUUUCAGUUUAUAUUAGAGAACUGGGUGCAGGUACUAACACAACUGGGGAAGGUAACACUUGUCCAUGUGUGACAUUCGGUGUCUUAUAUGUUGUGCCUGGAAGUUGAGCAUCCACUGUAAUGCUAAUGUUUAAUACCAAAGAGAAUCAUAAUCAGCUUCAUGUACGUAUAUUUUAAAAUUUUUUGAAGGAGCUUGAUCAGUGUUGUAGGUUUUGAAGAGACAUCAGUUGAUGAUGCAUGCUAAGUGUGACAGUGGCAGCAUUGCAAAGAUAUGUGACAUACUCACUUCAGGUGGAAAGUUACACUAUGAAAUGAAAGGGAUAUAAUUGAUUUAGGUUAUUCUCAGUAUUCACUUGUACAAUUUGUAUUUAUUUUUGGUCCAGUUUUCUCAUUGAUUUACUCCUGCUAUCUUCACUUCUGGCUCUUUGCUUCAUUCUACAUAUUACAUCUUUUUUUACUGUUCAUGUCAUAAGAUCAAGAUCAUCAGAUCAAGACAUAAAUGGAACAUAAUUGGCCUAUCUUUUUAGGAAAUAUUUGUUCAUUUUUUUUUUGGGUGGGGGGGGUGGCAGUUUAGUAGGCUUUCUUUCCCCAACUGAUCUUUAGUAGUAGGCAGCAAUACCUAUCUGUUACAGUACUUGAAAACCCUGCCAGUCACGAUAGAUCUUAAAUAUUUAUCCACUUUGUAGUCAAGACUGCACAAAACCCUAAACACAUCAUUAUAAUCUGUCCAGUAUUUGUGUGCCAUCACAUACAGGUCCUGCUCCAUGUCCCACCCAAAUUAGAAGAAAUGUAAACAGUUCUCACACUGACCAUGCAUAAGUUACAAGUUUUCAUGAUAUAUAUAUAUAUAUAUAUAUAUAUAUAUAUAUAUAUAUAUAUAUAUAUAUAUAUAUAUAUAUAUAUAUAUAUAUAUAUAUAUAUAUAUAUAUAUAUAAAGGAAUAAAAAACUAAAUUUAUUUGGUUUGGUACAGUUAUCCUUCAUAGAAACCAAACUUGUGGAUUUGUAGAUUUUAUUUAUUUAUUUUGUUAUUUAUUUAUUUAUUUAUUUUUUUACUUUGGGAUGAAAACUUACAACCAAAUGAUUGCAGAGCCCAUAUUCUACUGUACAUACAUUUUUGUGCCUUUUUUUUUUUCUCUCUCUCUCUACUAUGCAUUCUCAUUUAAUGCUAAUAGUCUUCAUUCAAACAGUGGUUGCAGUUCAAGUUUUGGUGUUUAGAAGCAAUUUGGUUGUUGAAGUGUAACUUGCUUGGAGGACAUGUUUCUCUUAUCAAAGUAUUUCUUUGCAUUUUGUUGGUGUGAUUUAUAUUAAUAAACAUGGUUUGAUCAUAAGUGAUAAUUGAUGGUAGAUGUGAAAAAAUCCUAGAGAAGAGACCAGUAAAAAUAUUUUAUCAGUUUGUAUUUAUUUUCUUCUAUACAAGUGGGCCUUUCUCACACAUGCUGGAUAGCAUUCAAGGAAAAGCAGAACAAAGGAAUCAAAACCAGUGAAAAAAGUAAAAAGCAAAUAAAUAUUAAUUGAAAAGUUAAAUUUAUUGCUCUAACCUUAGACACCUUGAGUCCUAUCCGUCCAUAUAGGAGAAAACAUUUUCUUCAAGAUAUUUGACCUCCUUCUUCUAUCCUGCUCAGCUUGUUACUGCGUCAGUUUAUUGCUCAUUACUAGUUUUUCAAAGUAGAGGAUGAAGCAAUAGAAACUAUUCACAAAUAACAAUUUAUGAUGAGAUAGAAAUACAGAUUCUGCUGGAAAAAAAAAAAAUGGAGUGCUUUUAGGAAACAAGCUAUAGGGAAGAGAUAUCUUAUACUAUCACUAAAGAGAAGGGUUUGUAACCAUUGCAUUCUGUCAUUUGUUACAAGUCAAUCAGAAACCUUAGAUCUUUAAAAAGUUUCAGAUUGAAAACUUCAGUGUUUCAAGGGGGUGGAGAAAAUUAAGCUUCCUGUAAUAUUGAGAAGAGAAUGUUGCAGAUUUAGAAUAGGACCAAAAACUGAAGAUAUCUUAACUACAGUUAUUCAGUCAGUACUUGAAUACCAUCAGUGAAUGACAUGAUGGCUUUGACAGUCUUGACUACAACUAAUAAAGAUAGUGGACAUCAACAGGACAAGUCACAUGCGAGACAAAUGGACAACUAUUGGAAUGGAGUGACAACAUAGGUGGCAAAAGAAGGCAGGGCAGAGAGAGAACUGACACAGUCACUAAAGAUGAUUAGAGAAGAUUAGUAGUCUCACAGUGGAAUCAUAGAGGCUGAUGAAUGAGACCAAUUACAAUAUUACAAGAACAAAGUGGAAAAGAUUAACAACUAGUUUUGACCUCCACUCUAAUAAAUAACUGGUUUUGCUGUUAUAAAAUCCAGGCAUGCUCCAACAUUAAGUUUGAGUGACCUUUAUUGCAAACUUAUUAUUUAAAUGAAUUUCAGUCAUGAAUGAUGUGAACUUUGUUUGCCAUGAUGCAUAAGAAAAAUGUAUUUGUUCAGAGAUGAGUGAGAGCUGCAUUAGGUAGAUUGUUUAGUUGUAAGUUAUAUGAAUGAAUGAUCCUACUAUAGUUCCAUCAUUGUAAUCUAAAUUACACUACACCCAUGCACUUCAUGUAGGUCCUUAAGCUGAAUGGAUUGACAUUAAAUCUACUUCAAUAAUGUUUAUUUUAGAUAGUAAUUGGUGUUAUGGACAAAUAAAAUAAUAAGUAUUGAACUGUGAUAUAUUCUAAAAUCUAUCAAUUCAUUAUUUGGGACUAUAGGGAAGGGUGCUAAAUGCCUGCAAAAGGCAUCAGAGUGUUGUUAUGUGUGGUACUGUUGUUUUUAUUCCACAAAAUGAAAACUAUCAUUUUAUUGUCCUCUAAUAGGUGUUUGUCACAAGAUAACAUUUUAUGUGAAACUCAAAAAUUGAUCAGCCAGAACUGAUCCUUGAGAAAUGAACAAGUGUGUCACACAUUGCUGGGAUUUGAACUGCAGCACAGCACAUACAAGGUGUUUGCACAAUCAAAUAAAUCCUAAGUGACUACCAGUGACUUGAGUAGAGUUUCUUAACAUGUAUUUCCUGUCACUGUAUCGCCGCUUUUUUCCCUUUCUUGAAGUUUUGAUAUCAUGAUGUGAAAGCAAGAGAUGCAGCAACAGGAAGACAUAGAUGACUAUCCUAUGUUUGAUCCAAGUAGUUCAUUUACUGCAGAUCAUCACUAGUACCAGCAUUUGCUGUGAAACACUGAUGGAUUGAUCUGAUGGUGACAAGCUGUGAGAGGGAAACAAAGAAUUGGGAAGUGGCUUGUAUCUGAACACUGGCAUGGCAGAUAAGACACAAUCAUGAUUGUAUGAAGUCAUGAGUGAUAAUUAAUGGUGUAAUGAAAGUCUUUUAGUGUUUUUCCUGUUUGAGUUAUCCCCAUUAUUUAUCUUUAUUGUAGCAAUCACUCUUUUUCUCAGAUUAUAAGUGUAUCAUUUCUAUAGCAGGAGCUGGGAGGCCUUACUAAGAGUAUGAAUUUCUGAGAGUAGAAGCAUAUUUGAAGUACAAUGGGAAAGUAAGAACAUUCUGAAAUUUGAGUGACUGUCUCCCAAGAAAGUUUAUUUAAUCAAACAGGAGGAAUUAGAAGCACAUUAGCUUAACUUCUUUAUGUAAACAUAAAACUUGAGUAAGAAAAAAAACGAUCAAAUAACAGCAUAAUACAAAUACUUGGAGGUUGCAAUACAUGUGUGGCAGCUCGGGCUUUACUACAGUGUGAAUGUAAAGCAGCACUGGCACCUAAGCAUAUUACUCUUUUCAUGAAUGGUAUGACUGUGAAUCACAUAAUUGGAAUUCACAUCUAUUUAUAUAUGCACCAUGCCAAGAUCCCCUUUAUAUGAGAUAGGAAUAAUGAUAGACAGACUUCUUAGUUCUCUUGUAUUGUCUGUUCCUUCAAAUUGCCUUUCACAAAGCAUGGAAAAAGCAGUAGCAGUAUUCUUCCAAUCCAGUGGUGACCUUCCAUGCCAGAAUAUGCAUUUAAAAAUAACCUGCUUGUAAUGUUAUCUAGAAAUGUGUUUAUAAGAACCACUACUGAAUAAUAAAACAAGACUAUACUGCA